This is a messenger RNA of Entrophospora sp. SA101, 1215 nucleotides long. Lineage: Eukaryota; Fungi; Glomeromycota; Glomeromycetes; Entrophosporales; Entrophosporaceae. The record is from the annotation of a GenBank genome assembly.
AUGGCAAAAAAAGUUUUGUCAUAUUAUGAUGUUAUACUUUAUGAAGAGGAUGUAAAAUUAUUUGAUGAUUAUAACUGGAUCAAUGAUCAAUGUAUUGAUUUUUAUAUAGAACCAGCAUUAAUUUACCUUAUAUCCAAUGCUGCUGUAUUUUCAUCAGAAAUAUUUUUUAUGAUAAUAAAUAACAAUUUAAAUGUAAAUCAACCAAGAGGUGGAACUCAUUGGUCAUUAUUAAUCUAUGUUAAAGGGCUUAAUACAUUUUUUCAUUUUGAUAGUUGUCAUAAUAUGAAUGAAAAGAUUGCUAAAUUUAAUGCACUUAAAUUUUCAGAAAUUAUUAAAAUUCAAGACAAAUUAGAUGUUGAGAAAUUACUUGAAAUCAGUCGUGAUGAUGUUUUGCCUGCUAAAAUAAUGAGAGAAAACUUGAGAAAUCUGAAGGGUACACUUGGACCAAAUCACACUUGUUAUUUGAUUGGAGCGGUUUAUCUAAAUUAUGAAAGGUUGACACCGAUCAAAAGCGUUCAUUUGGAUUUGAUUGGUAUUGAGAAAACUUGUUGGUCCAAUGUUCACGGUAGAUCGAAAACUGUUUAUAAUGGUGAAGAAGUUUUGGAAAAUCAUUUUUCUACAGAAUUGGGAUCUGUGAAUUAUAUUCUUAGAGCCACUGUUAGUAAAAAAGUAUUUCCAUUCUUGAAAUCUCCAUCAUCACCAUUGUCAUCGUCGUCAUUGUCGAUAAAUAUUAAUCAGGCAGUUGAGAUUUUGUGCCCGUUGAAAAGAACUUUAAUUCUUGAUAAUGAAGAUAAAAAUAACAUUAUUCAUUAUAAUCUGAAAGGAAAAACCAAAAAUGGAGAUAUUGAAUAUGAUUUUAUGCUACCACCGAAUAAAAUUUUAAAUAUCGAUGAAUAUGAAGCAGGAUGUUUUCAUGAAAUUGAAUUUUUCAUCCCAAAUAAUAUUUUACCAACAUAUUUUGGUAAAUUUAUAACAAUAUCACAUAAAUUAUGUUUUAAAUUGUGCUUGUGGGGUGAUUCAGAUUUAUUAAUUAAAGAAGAUGUAAAGGUUGCAAAUAUAAUUAACAAAAUCAAAGUUGAUUUGCCAUUACCACCUUCACCAGCACAAUCACCAAAUGAUGACAUUAAUAGUAAUUUUCUCUUUGCCAAGAAAAGCAUAACACAAAGUCAAAUUGAAGAUUGUUUCGUCAAUUUUAAAGGAAAUGAAAUUAAUUGA